AUGGCCGACACAACCACAACCUCCGCCAAGCGCCAGAGACACAACAACCUCGAUAAUGACGAUAAUGACGACUACGACGACGACGCCCCCCCGCGCAAACGCUCCACCACAAACUCCCCUCCCCCGUACCCAACCGAAACCGACAACCCCCCCACGCGCCGCUACACCAGACAAGAAAGCUCAGAAGAGCGGCGCUACUACCGAUCACAAACGCGCUCACGCUCCCCCACGCAAUCCCCACACGCGGCCCCAAACCCCAGUCCGUCAAAACCCACAGCCCUGCACUACAAGCCCACGCUCCUCCUGCACGGCCACAAAAAACCCAUAUCCUCCAUAAAGUUCUCGCCAGACGGCCGCUACCUCGCCACCGCCUCCGCAGACUGCACCAUAAAGCUCUGGGACGCCACGACCGGCCACCUCGAACACACGCUAGAAGGCCACCUAGCAGGAAUAAACAUCAUCUCCUGGGCGCCCGACAGCGCCACCCUCGCCUCAGGCAGCGACGACAAAAGCAUCCGCCUCUGGGACGUCAGCACGGGUCUCGCGCACCCCACCCCCUUAAUCGGACACCACAAUUACGUCUACAGCCUCGCCUUCAGCCCGAAGGGCAACAUGCUCGUAAGCGGCAGCUACGACGAAGCCGUUUUCCUAUGGGACGUGCGCGCAGCGCGCGUCAUGCGCAGUUUACCCGCCCAUUCCGACCCCGUCAGCGGCGUGGACUUUGUGCGCGACGGCACGCUCAUCGUGUCCUGUUCCCACGACGGCUUGAUCCGCAUCUGGGACACGGCGACGGGGCAAUGUCUGCGCACGCUUGUGCAUGAGGAUAACGCGCCGGUUAGCUCCGUGCGCUUCUCGCCCAAUGGGAAGUACGUGCUCGCCUGGACGCUGGAUUCUAGUAUCCGGCUGUGGAAUUAUGCUGAGGGGAAGGGCAAGUGCGUUAAGACGUAUCAGGGGCAUGUGAAUACGGUGUACUCGCUUGCGGGCGCGUUUGGGACGUAUGGACAUGAUGAGGCGUGUUUGUGGGCGUUUGUUGCGUCGGGGAGUGAGGAUGGGGGGGUCGUGUUGUGGGAUGUUAGUUCGAAGGAGGUCCUGCAGAGACUGGAUGGGGGGGGUGAGGCGGUGUUGGCGUGUGAUACGCAUCCCAGGAGGAGGGUGCUGGCUUGUGGGGGGUUGGAUCGGACGGUUAGGGUUUGGAGUGCUGAGGGGGAAGGGGGGGAUGAAGGGAGGGAAGGGGAAGGGGGGGAUGGCGAUGUGGAGAUGAACGGUACUGGCGAUGGGAGUGUGGAUAAGAGUGAAACCGCAGAUACGAACGGAAAUAUUAACGCAAACGAAUAA
Messenger RNA from Dothidotthia symphoricarpi CBS 119687, 1335 nucleotides. RefSeq names its product WD40 repeat-like protein. The record is from RefSeq and is a predicted model, not a curated record. Gene Ontology annotation, molecular function: protein binding. Bases 1 to 1335 code for a protein of 444 amino acids. The transcript has a single exon. NCBI's taxonomy places the organism in Eukaryota, Fungi, Ascomycota, Dothideomycetes, Pleosporales, Dothidotthiaceae.